Daphnia pulicaria is the source of this 760-nucleotide messenger RNA. It is a transcript of the gene vito, whose product is annotated as nucleolar protein 12-like. Gene Ontology annotation, molecular function: RNA binding. Lineage: Eukaryota; Metazoa; Arthropoda; Branchiopoda; Diplostraca; Daphniidae. The record is from RefSeq and is a predicted model, not a curated record. Bases 93 to 689 code for a protein of 198 amino acids. The transcript is spliced from 3 exons. Gene Ontology annotation, cellular component: nucleolus.
CGAUAAAGGUUUUAUUCACAGUUUUCUCCCACAUGACACAUGUAUGCGUGCGUAUUUGUUCGCUUGUACACUACUUUAUUUUGUAAAUUGUAAUGGCUUCCAAGGUUCAGCCUAAGCGUGGUGUCAAUACGAAACCCCACAGCCGAAAUGCCGUCAACCAAAGACAAAAUACUAAACCGAAGAAUCGACAAACUAAAGUUAAUUUGAUUUUUGAUGAAAAAGCCAGAAAGGAGUACCUAACAGGAUUUAGGAAAAGAAAAGCUGAGAGAAGGAAGAAAUUUAAUGAGAACCUUAAAAAAGAAAUCAAGUCUGAAAGGAAGAGGCUUCAAACUGAACUCCGUGAGGAUAUUAAAAAGUCAGCUUCCAGCAGGCGUAUUCCUGAGCUACAACACCUUGUUGAUGAUGUAGCUCAUGUAUAUGAGCUCCCAGAACAUACUGUCAAAAUUGAGCCUAUUCUGGAUUCUCAAAUCAGAAGUGAAAAUCUGUUUCUUGGAAAAAAUGAAGCAUCUAAUGCAGCAUCAGAUGAAGAAAACAACAGAGAGCCUUUGGUUGAUAAAAAAAAGAAAACCAAGGAUUUGAAUCGACAGAUGAACAAGAAACUAUUGAAAACUAAGGCAUUUAAACGGCAAACACAAAUGGUCAGAGACAAGUCUAGAAAGAAGGGAAAGCAUUUAAGGAAGACAAAAUAAACAGAUUGCCAUACAUCUAAUAAUAGAUUGUGUAUGCAUCAUAUUUUGCCUCAAUCAAUUUUAAUCCUGAA